Molecule: messenger RNA, 1132 nt
Organism: Catharus ustulatus (Swainson's thrush)
Lineage: Eukaryota; Metazoa; Chordata; Aves; Passeriformes; Turdidae
Product: calmodulin-regulated spectrin-associated protein 3-like
Exons: 3
Coding region: 150-431 (93 amino acids)
Biological process (GO): negative regulation of microtubule depolymerization; cytoplasmic microtubule organization
Cellular component (GO): microtubule minus-end
Molecular function (GO): calmodulin binding; microtubule minus-end binding
Source: RefSeq, a predicted model, not a curated record
CCCCCUCCCCAGGGCCCGAAUACACGGGCCCCCGGCUGUACAAGGAGCUCUCGGCUCGUUCCAACCGCGCCCUGAUCCAGAACGCCCUGGCUCACUGUGUGCUGGCAGGGACCCCCAACGCCCCCCUGAGGGCCAGGGUGCUGCAGGAAAUGGAACAAAGCUCAGCCCAGCAGCUGCUGAUCCUAUUCCGAGAUGGGGGCUGCCAAUUCCGGGGUGUUUACGCUUUAGGGGGGAUCCCCCCGACCCUAAAACGCCUCUCGGGAUCGGGACCCCGAAACGUUCCCCUACAAACGGUCGAGGCUUUGUACAAAUAUCAAUCGGAUCAGCGGCGCUUCUGCCGCCUCCCCGCCCGCACCAUGAGCGGCAGCGUGGAUGCCUUCACCAUCCCCGGGCACCUGUGGCACCCCAAAAAACCCAGCACCCCAAAAUAAAACCCUAUAAAAAGGGGAGAGCCCAAAAAAAAUACGGGGAGACCCUAAAAAACGAGGCGACCCCAAAUGCGAUGCAUUCACGGUGGUUGAUUCUAUUGGGGAGUUUGGCGACUUUGGGGCACUUUUGGGGACAUGUGAGGGCACCUGGAAUGAAUUUGGGGUGAUGCUGUCAUUGUCAUCAAGGACCUGUGGCACCCCAAAAAAUCCAACACCCCAAAAGAAAUCCGGGUUUUGGAUAGAAACCCUAAAAGAACACGGGGCGACCCCAAAAAACGGGGCGACCCCAAAUCCGAUCGCAUUCACGGUACUUGGUUCUAUUGGGGAGUUUGGUGACUUUGGGGAACUUUUGGAGACAUUUGGGGCACAUGAAAUGGAUUUUGGGGUGAUGAAUUCACUGUCCUCGAGCACCUGUGGCACCCCAAAAAUCUCAGAACCCCAAAAGAAAUCGGGGGUUUGGAUAAAAAACCCCAAAAACGGGGCGAUCCCAAAUCCGAUCACAUUCGCGGUACUCAAUUCUAUUGGGGAGUUUGGUGACUUUGGGGCACUUUUGGGGACAUUUAGAGACACAUGAAAUGGAUUUUGGGGUGAUGAAUUCACUGUCCUCAAGCACCUGUGGCACCCCAAAACUCUCAGAACCCCAAAAGAAAUCGGGGGUUUGGACAAAAAACCCCAAAAAUUGGGUGACCCCAAAUCCGAUUGCA